AUGGCCAGUCGACCAAAUUCUGCCAAUUUCAAUGCUCCAUCCACCCUCCCUAGUAAUAAUGCUGCCGAUCCACCCAGACCCGUUUCUUACAUCUCCGCCCAUAUGACAGAUAUAGCCUCAGAAGACGGUGAUGCUUCACCACCCCAUACAGCGAUUUCUUCCCAGCCAACAUGGUCACAACCACCAAACUCACGUCGCGGUCCUCCGCCCGCCAGAAAUUCAAUGGCUGCUGCCUCCAACCAGGGCAUCAGUCGACCUCAGAGCUCUUCGAGUCGAAUAAGUAGAACUCACAUCCCCUCGUUGACUGCACAUGGGUUUUUCCGUCCCAUGAGUUCCCAGAGAUUACAAGCACAACGCAGUUGGAGACUCACGAAUAACAACCAUGUUGCUCCAGCCUCAAAUGAAGAUGGAAUGAGUGAUGUGGGCAGCCAGAACCGAAGGAGCUUGCUGUCAAACCAUACAGUGCUUCAUGGGCCUUCGUCUCACGAUAGCGAAUUCCCCCCUCCAUCGCGAGGCACCGAAUUUACGGACCCCGUUAUGCCAGAUCGUGGGACGUCAAAUGCAAGCCCAACAGGGAAUACAACGGUGCGAAGUCUUGGUGAGAGCGUGAGGUUACUUCGGGACAGGUCACAGCAAGUCGCACCGUCACACCUCAACUUGGGGAAAAAUUAUAAACCUGCUAGCUCCCAAGAAACUCCUCAGAAAUCACCCUUGUCCUUUCGUUCUGGGUUCUUGUUGCCUGGCAAAAGUGAUGGACAUGAUCGGCGCGACCCGAGGAAUCAUGAAAGAUUGUCCUCAGGCGCGUCCAUCCCUGGAUCCACACCGAUGAAGGCAUUCAAGUCUGAGCCAAGAGCAAACUUGGGAAAGAAUUAUGAGUAUUUUGCUGGAAACACUAUUUUCUGCGGUGGAGGCAGAUUCCAGAAUUCUAGGGAUAAGCCAUUCAAUAUUGCGACUGGAAUUUUGGUGGUUGUUCCUGCUGGUCUAUUCUUCGGAUUUUCGGCUCCAUGGCUAUGGCGCAAUGCUUCACCCGCAAUACCUAUUCUUUUCGGCUACGUUUUCUACAUUUGCUUUUCGUCGUUUAUUCAUGCUUCAGCUGUUGAUCCAGGGAUUAUUCCACGAAACUUAAACCCUAUGCUUCCAGCUGAUCCAAGCGAGGAUCCGUUGACUCUUGGCCCACCUUCCAAUGAUUGGGUUAUGAUCAAGCUCGCAACGUCUGAUGUAGCAGCCAUGGAUGUGCCAGUGAAGUAUUGCAGAACUUGCAAUAUCUGGCGGCCGCCACGCUGUUAUCACUGUCGAGUUUGCGACAACUGCGUCGAAACCCUAGAUCACCAUUGCGUUUGGCUUAAUAAUUGCGUAGGACGCCGCAACUACCGUUAUUUCUUCACCUUCGUCAGCUCCAGCACGAUUUUGGCGCUCUUUCUGAUGGGAGUCAGUCUGGGACAUGUCCUUGGCUACCGCAACAAAGAGGGCAUCUCGUUCGGUAAAGCUAUCAAUGAAUGCCGCGUUCCCUUUGUCAUGUUUGUAUACGGUCUUCUCGCAGCACCCUACCCCGCGUCGCUCUGGGCAUAUCACUUCUUUCUAAUGGGUAGAGGAGAAACUACCAGAGAAUACCUAAAUUCCCACAAGUUCUCCAAAGGAGAUCGACACCGACCAUUCACACAGGGUAAUGUCCUCCGGAAUUGGAUUGCGGUGCUUUUGCGACCCCGGACCCCAUCCUAUGUCCAAUUCAAGAAAAGGUACCAGCAAGGAGACCAGCGCCUUUCUGCUGUCAAGCGCAAGCACAAAGCAGCUGACCUGGAGGCCCAGCCUGAAGGAGGAAUGGAAAUGCACGACGUACACAAUGGAACACCCUCGAAUAAACCGGCUGAUGGUUGA
Messenger RNA from Paracoccidioides brasiliensis Pb18, 1875 nucleotides. RefSeq lists its product as uncharacterized. The transcript has 3 exons. The record is from RefSeq and is a predicted model, not a curated record. Gene Ontology annotation, biological process: protein targeting to membrane; peptidyl-L-cysteine S-palmitoylation. Bases 1 to 1875 code for a protein of 624 amino acids. Gene Ontology annotation, molecular function: protein-cysteine S-palmitoyltransferase activity. Gene Ontology annotation, cellular component: endoplasmic reticulum; Golgi apparatus.